UUCAUCCAGGUCCUUUUAUUAGUGGAGGUACCGAAGCCAGAGCAGAGGCGGUAAUAUAUAAGGGAGGACAGGACAGUACAGGAACACAACACCAAAGCACAGCGGUUUCAGUAGCGCACACCACGGAGCGUCGCCUGGACUUGUGUUUCACGUUUCUGCGUCUCUACCAGUGGUUGACAGGCGUAAUGACUGAUCACUCACACAUUUCGAGAUCCUGAUGCACAUCGACUAACAUGUCAGAGCUCCUCGAAGGCACUCAGUUCUGCUUUUGUAAUAUUCUUUCCGCUGUGGAUUACUCAUGCAACACUUUCUGAGGCGGCAGAUGAUAUUGAGUGCAUGCGGAUAAACUUGCAGGAGCUCAUAAGUCGGUGUUUCUGAGCUGCUCACUGUGGGAGGAUAUCUGUAGCCUAGUGAACGUAAACUUGCGGCGUAAACAUUAAACGCUACUUGUCGGCUGCUCGUGAGCACUCCCCGAGAUGGAGUUGAAGAGCGCGUGUCGUAUGUUUCUUUUCCCGGUGCAGAUGUUCUAUUAUAUAGUCAAAGCGAGUUUGUUUUCGCUGUUGCCAAGCAGAAGGAAGGACCUGACCAAGGAGGUGGUAUUGAUCACCGGUGGGGGACGAGGCAUCGGACGUCAUCUGGCCAAAGAAUUUGCCAAACAGGGAGCCAGAAAGGUGAUCUUGUGGGGCCGGACAGAAAAGUGCCUCAAAGAAACAGCUGAAGAGAUCUCUCUCUCAGGAACAGAGUGCCAUUACUUCCUGUGUGAUGUGGCCAAUCGGGAGGAAGUUUACAAGCAAGCCAAGGUGGUUAGAGAAAAGGUGGGAGAUGUUACGAUAUUAGUGAACAAUGCAGCUGUAGUCCACGGCAAAAGUCUGAUGGACAGCGAUGAUGACGCCCUUCUGAAAUCUCAACAUAUCAACACCAUGGGACAGUUCUGGACUACAAAAGCCUUCCUCCCCCGAAUGCUGGAGCUGCAGCACGGCCAUGUAGUAUGCAUAAACUCCAUCUUGUCCCAGUCUCCCAUUCCUGGGGCCAUAGAUUACUGCACCUCCAAGGCCUCGUCGCUGGCCUUCAUGGAAAGCCUGACACUGGGCCUGCUGGACUGUCCUGGUGUUGGGUGCACCACAGUGCUUCCCUUCCACACCAAUACAGAGAUGUUCCAGGGCAUGAGAGUCAGGUUUCCCCAGCUCUUUCCUCCUCUCAAACCUGAGGUAGUUGCCCAGAGGACUGUGGAUGCAGUCAGAGCUGACAAGGCCUUCCUCUACCUGCCCUGGACUAUGCAUGCCCUUGUCAUUCUAAAAAGCUUCAUGCCACAAGUUGCACUUGAAGAAAUCCACAAGUUUUCUGGGAGUUAUACCUGCAUGAACACGUUCAAAGGGAGGACAUGAACCUGGAUUUCACAGAAUGCGACAGUGACCUCAACAUCUCUGAGGUAUAAUGAAGGGAAUAUGGACCUUAAAACACGUGGUGGAGGCCCCAUGAUAGUGUGAUGAAAAAUACUUAGGGGACGUUCACAAGGGGGUUUCUUCUGCAGGUAGAAUUAAUUGAUAAACUGCACCCUGUGUGUGUGUGUGUGUGAGUGCGUGUCUAUAUAGUAUGGAGGACUGAAUACCAUUCUCACAUUGAACAGAAGCCAUGCAUAGCUCUGUACCAGUAGUUAUUCUGGGACUUUUUUGUGACACUUCUAGUCUGUUUUUACACUUCUUUUUUUUAUCUGCCUUUUAAUGUGUCUUUGACUUAAAACAAGGUAAUAAAGUGGAGUUUUAGAGACACACUGUGUUUCUUUGUGCAUGACAAAAAUAGAAAAAGUGAAUACCUGGGAGGUACUCACUGUUUUAUGUCUGGGUUUUGACUCCCAUGGCUGUGUGAUAGCACCUUUGAUUUAUUCCAGCAUGAGAUCAGUGACUGUGACAGACAAAGU
Molecule: messenger RNA, 1918 nt
Organism: Toxotes jaculatrix (banded archerfish)
Lineage: Eukaryota; Metazoa; Chordata; Actinopteri; Toxotidae
Gene: dhrs3b
Product: dehydrogenase/reductase (SDR family) member 3b
Exons: 6
Coding region: 477-1385 (302 amino acids)
Cellular component (GO): lipid droplet
Molecular function (GO): oxidoreductase activity, acting on the CH-OH group of donors, NAD or NADP as acceptor
Source: RefSeq, a predicted model, not a curated record